Molecule: messenger RNA, 1260 nt
Organism: Phragmites australis (common reed)
Lineage: Eukaryota; Viridiplantae; Streptophyta; Magnoliopsida; Poales; Poaceae
Product: 1-aminocyclopropane-1-carboxylate oxidase-like
Exons: 2
Coding region: 140-1069 (309 amino acids)
Source: RefSeq, a predicted model, not a curated record
GUGCACUAUAUAUAUGAGUCCAUCCAUGGCCUCUCCAUCCCAAGCCAUUGAUCAGCUGCAAAACCUCAAAAGCCUACUACUGCUACUGCAUACAACACUUCACAAUCUACUCGUCUUCCCCUGACACACACAAUUAACCAUGGUGGUUCCGGUGAUCGACUUCUCCAAGCUCGAUGGCGCCGAGAGGGCGGCGACGAUGGCGCAGAUCGCAAACGGAUGCGAAGAGUGGGGAUUCUUUCAGCUGGUGAACCAUGGCAUCCCGUUGGAGCUUCUUGAGCGCGUGAAGAAGGUGUGCUCCGAGUGCUACCGCCUCCGGGAGGCGGGGUUCAAGGCGUCGGAGCCGGUGCGCACGCUGGACGCACUCGUGGAGGCGGAGCGGCGCGGCGAGGCGGUGGCGCCGGUGGACGACAUGGACUGGGAGGACAUCUUCUUCAUCCACGACCGCAGCCAGUGGCCGUCCAACCCACCAGAGUUCAAGGAGACCAUGCGCGAGUACCGCGCCGAGCUCAGGAAGCUCGCCGAGCGGGUCAUGGAGGCCAUGGACGAGAACCUCGGCCUGGGGAAGGGCACCAUCAAGGGCGCCUUCUCCGGCGACGGGCGCCACGAGCCCUUUUUUGGCACGAAGGUCAGCCACUACCCGCCGUGCCCGCGCCCGGACCUCAUCACGGGCCUGCGCGCGCACACGGACGCCGGAGGCGUCAUCCUGCUGUUCCAGGACGACCAGGUCGGCGGCCUGCAGGUGCUCAAGGACGGAGAGUGGACCGACGUGCAGCCGCUCGCCGGAGCCAUCGUGGUCAACACCGGCGACCAGGUGGAGGUGCUCAGCAACGGCCGGUACCGCAGCGCGUGGCACCGCGUCCUGCCCAUGCGCGAUGGCAACCGCCGCUCCAUCGCGUCGUUCUACAACCCGGCGGUCGAGGCCACCAUCUCGCCGGCGGUGGCCGGCGGCGAGGCGUACCCGAAGUACUUGUUCGGCGAUUACAUGGACGUGUACGCCAAGCAGAAGUUUCAGGCGAAGGAGCCAAGGUUCGAAGCCGUCAAGGCGCCAAACUCGUCUGCGGCGGCUUAAAGCAAAUUAUUAAGGAGAUUAAAACUAAUUAUUUAUUUAUUGGUUGGAUUUAAUAACCUUAAGAAAAAAGUUUAAUGUGGGUUAUUAUUUGAAUUGUUUCAAUGUGUUAUAGCGGUAUGGUAUGGUGCUAUUAUUGUGUUAGUAACAAAUUUGUUGAAGUAUUUGGUAUAGGAUAGAAUUAAGCACAUGCA